CAUUGACUUCUGCACCUCACAAGUCUCUCUGUACGUGCUUAACCUCACUGGUGUUUCUUUUUAGCUAUAUAGCUGCUUCCUCAACUUUCAAGUAUUCACUCACCGAUCUACUCUCGUCAUUCCUCUCUGUAAACUAAACCAAACCAAGGUUAAAGUGCAGACUGCAGACUAAUAGCAGCUAGCUCUUCAAUUUCCUUCUGAUUUGAGAGUGUCCCUGCAUCUUACAUCAACCUUCUUUCGGUUUUACUUCAGGAUUAUAUGCCAAAUCAUAACCAAGCAGAAACAAAAAGAAGAUCCAGUUUACUUCAUAACAAAAACAUCGAGUUAUAAAAGAUCAUUACCAAAGCAGCCAAGCAGGCAUGGAGUUUCUUGUUGCAAUUGGUACUGGAAUUGUUGGAAAGAUUGCUGAGUUCACAGUUGCACCAGUUAUACGCCAAGUGGGUUAUGUAAUCCACUUCAACAAGAACCUCAAAAAACUAGAGAGUCAAGUAGAUAAAUUGGGUGAUGCCAGACAAAGCAUGAAGCGUGCUGUUGAAACAGAGGAAAGAAAAGGUAGAGAAAUUAAAGCAGGUGUCAAGAACUGGCUGACUAAAGUGGAUGAGAUGACUAAAGAAGCAGACGAUUUCUUGAAAGAUGAACAGCAUGCAGAGACUAGAUGUCUCCAUGGCUUUUGUCCUAAUCUAAAGUUUCGCCAUCAUCGCAGCAGGAAAUCAACAAAAUUGUUUCAAGAAGUUGCUGAGCUCCUUCGCACAGAUUCUGGCGAUAUUGCAUACGAUGUCAAACCAGAGGAGGUGUGCAUCACACCUGCUAAAGAUUACCAGGCCUUUGAUUCAAGGACUUCAGUUGCGAAGGAAAUCAUGAAUGAACUGAGACAAUCUAAUACCGACAUGAUUGGGGUGUACGGUAUUGGGGGCGUGGGGAAGACAACACUUGCUAAAGAAGUUUAUCGGCAAGCUCAACAAGAUAAAACGUUAUUUGAUGAUGCUGUUAUAGUACUAGAUGUAAAAAAGAUUCCAGGUUUGGAAGAAAUUCAAAAAAGAAUUGCUGAAAAGUUGGGAAUGGACAUUCUCGGAGAUGAGACUACAGACAAAAGAGCUAGUCGUCUUUGUAGUAGGAUAAAAAAGAAGAAAGUUCUGGUAAUUUUGGAUGACAUACAAGAAAAAAUUGAUUUGGAGAUUGUGGGACUUCCAUUGGUGUCCAAUUGUAAAGUAUUGUUGACAUCUAGAACCAGAGAGGUAUUAUCGGGUGAGAUGCAUACACAAAAAGAGUUUCAACUUGACCUUUUAGAUGCAGAAGAAAACUGGAGUUUAUUUGAGAAGAUGGCAGGUGAUGUUGUUCAAAAUUUUGCCAUACGAGAAGUAGCAACAGAAGUAGCCCAAAAGUGUGGAGGCUUGCCAGUUUUAGUGGUAACAGUUGCAAGUGCCCUGAAGAAUAGAAGUGAAUUACAUGCUUGGAAAGAUGCCUUGCGACGCCUAAAAAUAUUUGACAAGCAAGGAUUUAUGGAAAAAGCGUACUCGGCUCUAGAGUGGAGUUACGAGCAAUUAGAUGAUAAGGAGCUUAAGCCAUUGUUCUUGCUUUCUGGAAUUAUCAAGGGUUCCUCUAUAUGUCUUAAUGAUUUACUGAAAUAUAGUAUGGGCUUGGGUUUGAUUAAAAACGUGGAUACAAUGGAAGAAGCACAGGAUGCAUUGCAUUCACUGGUUGAAAAACUUAAAGAUUAUUGUCUGUUGCUAGAGGACAAUGAUCAUAAUGGAGUUGUCAGAAUGCAUGAUCUUGUUCAUGAAGUUGUAAACCGGAUUGCCUGGAGAGAUAAACACGUCUUCAAAGUUGCUAUUGGAGACGAGUUCAAAGAAUGGCCGACUAAGGAUUUUUGUACAAAUUGCACUAUGAUCAUUCUCAAAAGCUGCAGUAUCCCCCAGCUUCCGAAAGGUUUGGAAUGCCCAGAACUGAAAAUGUUUAACUUUACUAGUAGGGAUGUUGAUCACUACUUGGAAAUUCCUAGCAACUUUUUUGGAGGGAUGAAGAAAGUCAGGGUAUUGGACUUGACUAAGUUGAGUAUCCCAUUGCUACCUUCAUCUCUUCAAUUCCUAGAAAGCCUUCGAACGUUGUGUUUGGAUCAAUGCACCUUGGGAGAUGUAACUCUGAUCGGACAGCUACAAAACUUGGAAAUUCUCAGCUUUAUAGAGUCCAAAUUCAAAGAGUUGCCCAAAGAAAUAGGGCAAUUGACUCGUCUACGAUUUUUGGAUUUGAAUGGUUGCUCUCAACUCGAAGUGAUUUCACCUAAUGUUAUAUCAAACUUGAAAAGGUUAGAAAACUUGAGAAUGGGUAACAGCUUUAAUCGAUGGGAGGGUGAAGGAGUCAUCAGUGGUGAAAGAAGAAAUGCAAACCUUGAAGAGCUAAAGCACUUGCCUCAGCUAACUGCUUUACAAAUACAUAUCCCAGAUGCUAGCAUCCUUCCAGCAGAUUUGUUCACCACUAGUAAGUUAAAGAGAUUCCAAAUAUGUAUUGGUUAUGCGUGGAAAUGGGAUAAUGUGGAUGAAGCCCUCAAUGCACUAAAGCUCCGACUCACUGCCAGCAAUGAAUUAGACCAAGGUCUAAGAAUGUUGCUGAAAAGAACUGAAGACUUGUACUUGGAGGGGACAGAGGGUGUUAAUAAUAGUAUUGUCGAUCAAAUAGGUGCCGAAGGUUUUCAGAUAUUGAAGCAUCUCCAUCUCCAAACGAAUGCCGAGUUUACGUAUAUCAUAAAUGGGAAGGUGUGCUCCUUCAUUUGUUCAAAUUUGUCAUCAUAUUAUAAUUAAUUCUAUUACUUUGUUAAGGUCGUACAUAUUAUAGACGUCGUACAUGUAUUAAGGUCAUUAUUUCUGUGCAUAGAGAAUAAUUUCGAGAGAGAUGCACGAGCUACUUGAUUUUCAUUUUGCGAAAUUCUAAUCUCCUUUAUUAUCAAGCACAGACCAUGGUAUUACAAUUGUCCUGUUAUUUUGCUGUUGUUAGAA
Messenger RNA from Rosa chinensis, 2990 nucleotides. Its product is annotated as disease resistance protein At4g27190-like. Bases 360 to 2795 code for a protein of 811 amino acids. Gene Ontology annotation, molecular function: ADP binding; ATP hydrolysis activity. The transcript is spliced from 4 exons. The record is from RefSeq and is a predicted model, not a curated record. NCBI's taxonomy places the organism in Eukaryota, Viridiplantae, Streptophyta, Magnoliopsida, Rosales, Rosaceae.